Messenger RNA from Cylicocyclus nassatus, 1539 nucleotides. The record is from the annotation of a GenBank genome assembly. NCBI's taxonomy places the organism in Eukaryota, Metazoa, Nematoda, Chromadorea, Rhabditida, Strongylidae.
AUGUCGUCAAUUUUUCGAACUCUACAGGUAAAUAUGCACUUUCCCCAACCCCAAAAGCAGUGCAGUUGUCAUCUAAAUGAUCCACCACCUUGGACCGGUGAGAUACAUGGACUUAGCCAGGCUUUGUUAAGUGAUACUCCUGUAAUGAAAGCAUUUUGGUGGUUGAUCAUGGUAAUAUGCAUAGUUUGUGGCAUUGUUACGACAACACUGGUUGUCAAAGAAUAUGUAGACGGUCCUACAGCCACUUCCACAACGAUACGAUUGGUGGACAGAUUAGAGCUCCCGGCUAUCACGAUUUGCCCGAAAGUGCCAGAUGCCUUUGACAAGACAAGGCUUCUUGCUGAUAUACGCAACUCACUGCCUGGACUAGACGAUGUUACGGCUAUUGAUUUGGUAAAAUUCUGGGUCGGUGGUAGUGGUUUCGAAAAUAUGGAUGAUUUGUCUUCUUUCAACCGCACUUAUAUGAGCUAUCUAAACGGAUUGUAUAAGAAGUGGUCAGAGGGAUACACCGUUGCAGAGUUUUUCUAUGUAAAGCAGGAGAAAUAUGGAUACAAAUGUGAAGAACUCUUUCAUAAAUGUGUACUGGCUGGGAAGGAUAUGAGCUGCUGUAAUGAUGUUUUCAAAAGGCAAGUGGUCAUGCGAAGAGGAAUCUGCUACCAAACGAGAAGAAACGUCAAUCAGACAGAAGCAGAUGACAUUGGUAGGCUAGUGUUAAACAUAAAAGCUCCGCCUAGCAUCACGAAUCCUCAAUACAAUUACUCUCAGCCACAAGUUAUUGUCUAUGUGACCGAUAACUUUGAAAACGUCCUGGACUUUCCUCGAUUUUACCUGUAUCCUCAUGAAUGGAAUCGGAUGCGAUUUACAGCCCGAUAUAUCGAACUACUUGAAAAUGAGCAAGUCUGCACACGAAAGAUUUUUGGUAAAGAUGCUGAGUGCGUCAUACGGAAAUGGUUGUUGUCUAAUAUCGUCUAUCCAUUCAACUGCACUUUGGCAUACUUAACUAGCAUCGGAAAACUUCCUCCAACAAAAGGUGUUUGCACUCCUGAUGUUGUUGCUGAACACUAUUACGAUAAUAUACAAUUGGUAUGGAACUCUGCAGACGUUGAAGAAAAUUGCACUCCUGGCUGUUUACGGUGGGACUACCAAACAGCUCUUCAGCAAAGCCAAACCCUUUCUCCGUUUACAGAUCAUGUCUUUAACCUUGAAGCUUCGUUCAAUGACCUGCAAUAUGAAUACGUGAAAGAGGUCUACACGACCACCGUUCCGGGAUUUAUGUCACAAAUAGGAGGACAGUUUGGUUUUUUUCUUGGCCUAUCUAUCAUCACUCUUCUACAGAUGGUACUCUAUGCCAUUCACUUCUUGUUUGCUGGAGUUGCUGGGAAGGCAAAAAAGGCCUACCUAAUUUUAGCCUCGCUUGUGGGCUUGGGUCCAAGGAAGAAAGAAGACCCUCGCACCGAAGUUGCUCAAGACGGCAUCGCCAUUGUUUCUCUCGAACCCUUGAACGGUCAUGUGCCAGGAAUUUCACAACGAUUAAGUUAG